AUGGACAUACGGCCGAGCAAUGUGAGGUUCUCCCAUGACUCUAUAAGCCACCGAUUCAGCUGCGGCAGAUUGUUGAUCAACACACUGGCAGAGCUGGAGUCUGGACGCACUCACAUCAGUGUCAUCCCCCUCAUGAAAGUCACAAGAGUUGGUGACCUCUGGUUUGCAUACAACGGGAACCGGCGCCUUUGGGUGUUCAAGAGCCUGGAGACCAAGGGCUUCCUCCGCACCAUCAAAGUCCAGGUUGCCAACCAACAAAUCCCACGCAACAGGUUCACGACGGACAACAUGGGAGUCUCGGUUCGCGUCCGAGGUCAGCCGCAAUUGAACCUGCAAAGCGACACGUCCUCAUCGUCUAGCUCUUGGAAACUUUGGGUAUGCAUCUCUGAUGGUAGAAUAGAGCAGUCGCUGCUGGAUUCCUAUGAUCCAGAGAGUGAUGAGCCUGAUUGCUUGGCGUUGAAUCUUGACGAGCCUGGAUACUUCCUGUUUAGGUCAGAUGGUUCAUGGAAGUACAGAGGCAUGCCAGAUGAUAUGCAUGAUGCGAUUGAAGAGGAGCUGCAAGAGUCAGAUAAUGACCCAUCCAAGGUUUUUUGUGGCAGCGAUGGCCGGUAUUUCAUCGCGUUCGAGCAGGGAAAUCAAAUCUGGGACGGCGCGUCCCGUUCUUUCAGUAAGGCUGUCAGACAGGGGCCAGCAGUAGAGGCCGUGGCAUUUUCUCCCGAUGGCGGCUAUUGGUUGAGACGCGAGGACGGCUCGACCACAUGGUUACGGGUGCCCCGAUCUCUUGACCGCCUUCUCGAGUCGAGCGAGGAAUCCCCAGAAUACGUUUCCAUGUCUUCCAUCGGUGGCUGGUUCGCACGGUUUCCUGAUGGAAGCUGGGAACACCGCAACAUACCAGCUUCGUGCGCUGAGGCAUUGACUCUGAAAGGAGGGCCGGACGUGAGCUGUAUCAGGUGA
Messenger RNA from Symbiodinium natans, 954 nucleotides. The record is from the annotation of a GenBank genome assembly. NCBI's taxonomy places the organism in Eukaryota, Dinophyceae, Suessiales, Symbiodiniaceae.